This is a messenger RNA of Penaeus indicus, 969 nucleotides long. RefSeq lists its product as uncharacterized. Lineage: Eukaryota; Metazoa; Arthropoda; Malacostraca; Decapoda; Penaeidae. Bases 1 to 969 code for a protein of 322 amino acids. The transcript is spliced from 4 exons. The record is from RefSeq and is a predicted model, not a curated record.
AUGGCCGUGGACAUUCCCUUGACACCACAACCAUCGAAGCAGUUGCCUUCGUCGCCACCAGGAUCACCGUUCACGCCCUCGUCAACGCCUCCUUGUCCUCCUCUCACGCCCCCGAACUCCGCUUCUCAUGCGCCUCCUCACUGUAGUUCCUCCUCCUUCAUCGCCUUCUGCAGUUCCUCCUACCUCAUCGCCUUCUGCAGUUCCUCCUACCUCAUCGCCUUCUGCAGUUCCUCCUCCUUCAUCGCCUUCUGCAGUUACUCCUCCUCCUCCGUCGCCUUCUCCUCCCUUUCUUCCCGGGCCUUCAAACGACGCCUUUCCAGUUGUUCUCGUCAGAUUUCCUCGUUUGCGUCAAGACAGUGGUGCAUGACGCCGCAGGUUGGAGCAACCGUCGACUCUGCACUAGGUCUUGGGCCAUCCUGCGAGAGCACUGCAUUCUCCUUUCCUGGUUCUCUUCAGGAAAUCCGGAGGUCUUCGCAGUCUCGAAGUGACACGGCUGUUGUCGAACUUCCUUUAACGCCGCCUCCGUCGCCGCAGUUGCCUCCCUGCGCCCCGGUCCCUCCUCCCACGCCCACGACCGCCCCUUCCCCGGCUCCCCUUCACUGCAGGGUCUCCUCGGUCGCCCACGAUAUCAUCCCGAUGCGCCCUUCCUCUCCUCCCGCGGUUCUCGUGGCCAUUUUAACUCCACCUCCUGCAGCUCCUCCGUCGCCCACGCCCUCCAACGCCCUUCCUCCCUCGCUGGCUUCAGGAGAGGUUCUUCCCUCCCGAAGGACGACUCCACAGCUUCCCGCAACGCCGUCUUCAAAGCGCUGUUGCAUGUCUCCGGCGGACGCGGCCGCCGUCGUCAACCUGGUGGCGAUGUUGAUGUUCUCAACGGAGUCAGGCAGCAGUAGAAAACUUUGUGAGGGAGAGGCCACGCUUGGGGAGACGAAAAGAAGCUCCAAGUUGAAGGUGCCUACGAUAGACAAUUAA